This is a messenger RNA of Symbiodinium sp. CCMP2456, 270 nucleotides long. Lineage: Eukaryota; Dinophyceae; Suessiales; Symbiodiniaceae. The record is from the annotation of a GenBank genome assembly.
AUGGACGGGACCACCGCGUAUCUCAUUUGUGCCACGUCUUUCCUGGCGGCCCUGCAGGGCAUCACCCUGACAGCCGGGGACUACGCUUCCAUGGUUCUUAUGGCCACCCUCUGCUCCAUGGGUUCAGCCCCUGUACCCAGCGGCAGCCUGGUGCUUCUCACGACCUUGCUCACAUCCCUGAAUAUUCCCGUCACAGAGACGUUUGGCUUGAUAACAGCCGUGGAUUGGCUUCUGGAUCGAGUGAGGCAGGGGCCGAACCGGAAAACAUAA